UGUUUGGACGAUCUUACGUGUCAUUCCAAGAGUUUCAGUGAUUCACAAACCUGGUGAGGACUUCUGCUGAACAAACCCAGGCAGGUUGACGUCUCCUUAUUGAUGAACUGUGUCCGCCUUGGUAACUGUUGCUAACAGCAGAAGCAUGAAGGCUCUGAUCCUGGUUGGGGGCUACGGGACCCGGCUGCGACCGCUCACCCUGAGCGUCCCCAAACCGCUGGUGGAGUUCUGCAACAAACCCAUCCUGCUGCACCAGGUGGAGGCGCUGGUCAAGGCCGGUGUGGACCAUGUGGUUCUGGCUGUGAGCUACAUGUCAGAGCUGCUGGAGAGAGAGAUGAGAAUCCAGGAGCAGAGACUCGGGAUUCAUAUCUCUCUGUCUCAUGAGAAGGAGCCUCUGGGAACUGCGGGUCCUCUGGCUUUGGCUCGAGAGUUGCUGAAUGUGGACAACGAGCCGUUCUUUGUCCUUAACUCGGACGUCAUCUGUGAUUUUCCCUUCAAAGAUCUGCUUCAGUUUCACCACAACCACGGCAAGGAGGGAACCAUCGUGGUAACGCGGGUGGAGGAGCCCUCUAAGUACGGCGUGGUGGUGUUUGAGACGGACAGCGGGAGGAUCCAUCGCUUCGUCGAGAAGCCGCAGGUGUUUGUGUCGAACAAGAUUAACGCCGGCAUGUACAUCUUCAACCCCAGCAUGCUGAGCAGGAUCCAGCUGAGACCAACGUCCAUAGAGAAAGAAAUAUUUCCAGUCAUGGCGGAGGAGGGACAGCUGUACGCCAUGGAGCUGCAGGGUUUCUGGAUGGACAUCGGUCAGCCCAAAGACUUCCUGACAGGGAUGUGUAUGUACCUCCAGUCGCUACGACAACACGCUCCUGAGAGGCUACGCACAGGGCCUGGUUUCCUUGGCAACGUCAUGGUGGACCCGACGGCGCAAAUCGGGGAGAACUGCACCAUCGGCCCGAACGUCACCAUCGGCGCCGGCGUGGUCGUGGAGGACGGCGUGAGGAUAAAGCGGUGCACGGUGCUGAAAGGGUCGAGGGUUCGGUCGCACUCCUGGCUGGAGAGCUGCAUCGUGGGGUGGAGCUCCUCAGUCGGACAGUGGGUGCGCAUGGAGAACGUGACGGUGCUGGGGGAGGAUGUGAUCGUGAACGACGAGCUUUACCUGAACGGAGCCAACGUCCUGCCGCACAAAUCCAUCAACGAGUCGGUCCCAGAGCCACGAAUCAUCAUGUAGUGUCGGGUGGAAGAGAAACUCCCGACGCCUUUUAUAUGAACUCGACUAAACACCCAAACUGUGCCAGAGAGGGGGAGAGAGAGGGACGAACAAUCGGGGGAAGAAGGAGAAACAGAAGGCCGCUUUUUGUUCCUUUUUUUAAUUGAUUUGGACUCGUUUUAGCCCUGCUUGGCUGCACCUUCCAGCAGUAAGUCAAAACAGACAACAGGAAGGUUUAUACUAGUUAUAGAGGUCAAACGCCUGAAUGUGGUGGAUGAUAAGUACGAGGGGGGAGGGUCUGAUGGUGAGCGUGGAGUUAGAGAGCGACAUGAACACUGCUGUUUAGACUCACUAUGCAUUUACACUUUGUGGACGGUUUCAGUGGACUGACGGAGCAAACCAUGUUGAAAUCAUAACUAAUGAAGCUGAGAUUUGGAUCAGACUUAUGAAACAAAAUGCAGUUUUCAUCAUCUCUAAUGCUGCAGGUUAUUAAUGGGGACAGCAGAACUGUAGCUGUGAAAAUGUGAACGUUUCAGCAAAGACGUAGGAACCAUAUUUGCAUCUCCAGCAGAUGAAUGUAAAGCCUCUUUCUCAUCACAUCCCAACUUGUAAUUUGGCCCAUUUUUAUAUAGAAACACUGAUGAGAGCUUUAAUUAGAAUCAAUGUCAGUUUUGUGUUGUUGUCUUGAACGGUUUUUGUGUACGUUCUACAGUUACUGCACAGUAAUAAAGUUUAGUUCAGCUUUAAAUAAAAAGCUGCAGUUUAUAGCACGUUUACAUAUGUUUCAGUGAGACUGCAACCACAGCGUAUUAGGGCCAUUGGAGGUACAACAACUUCUAAAAAAUCAAUAAAAAUACUACUGAGCUGAAGAAGGAGGGUAAUUUAGUAAUUCAGGUCAUAAGUUUAUGACACAAUCUUGGAAAUUGUGUCUGAGUUUAAAGUCGUGAAUGUUCUGGAGUAAACUUCUGAUGGUCUUUGAGAUUAAAGUGGUAAAUUUAUGAGGGGAAAAAAAAGACUAUUCUCAGAGAUUAAAGUUGUACAUUUACAAAGAACUUAGACAUUGUCUGACAUUAAACUGGUAAAUUUACAAGAAAGCACUUGGAUGUUCUCGGAGAUCAAUUUUUUCUGAUCGAUGAAGUAAAAAAAAAAGGAUGAAAAUUCUGAAAUGAAACAUGUAAAUGUACAAGAGGAAAAAACUCUGAUAUUCUCUGAAAUUAAAGUUUUAAACUUGUGAAAUAAAAUAGGAUAUUCUGAGAUUAAAGCCAUGCAUUUAUGAGGAAAAAAAAGCUCUGAUGUUUUCUGAAGUUUUACAUUUUCAAGAAAAAAACUUGAAUAUUUCCUGACAUUAAAGUCUGAAAUUUAUGAGGGAAAAAACAACAGCUCAGAUCUUCUCUGAGAUUGAAGUGGUGAAUUGAUGAGACUAAAACUCUGAUUUGCUCUGAGAUUAAAGUCAGAAAUGUACAAGAAAAAUAAACUUCUCUGAGAUUAAAUUUGUUUAUUUUGUUUAUUUAUUUGUUCAUUUAGUUUUUUAAGUUAGAUGUUCUCUGAGAUUAAAAUCAUAACUUUUGAAGGAAAAACUCAGAUAUUCCCUGAAAGCAAAGUCUUCAAUACACACGACAAAAACUUGGAUGUUCUCUGAGGUUUACAAGAAGUAAAUUUCAUUUUAUUUUUUUUUCCUUUAAAAAAAAAAAAAAAAGGCGUUCCUGGGCUAAGAUCACAGUGAUUUCCUUGUUGCCAGAUUUGAAAGUACAUUUGAUGAAGUCGUCCACUAAAGGAAUAAUACCUGGUAUUUCUAUUUUUUUUCCUCUUAAUCUAUAGUAAUUUAAUUGAAUCAUUUUAAUAUUACCCCCUCUUCCAGCUCAAUAAUUGUCUUUAAAAAAAAAAAGAAAAUCUGCAGUGGCCUCAGUACGCUGUAGUCGACUGCAUGUGGAAUGAUUUUGUUUCUUCAAAGACAGACUCCACUGACAAACUGGUUGAGCUCACCUUGCUGCAGUGAUGUACAGGUGUAUGCCAGGACCCUGUGACAUCACAGUGGGGGCGUGGCUACAGGUGCAGCAGAAGUUUGAGGGAAUUUAUUCCUCGGAUUAAUUCUUAUGAAAAUUCUUUAUCCCAAAGGAGACGUUGCUGGAGUUCAGGUCAUGUAUUUGUUCUCUGUACGGUGGCCAUGUUGGGACAUUUCAUUGGUCUGAGCUGGACUUCUCAGCUGUACAUCAAUUAGCUACAGCUAGCUCGCUUAGCGUUUGUUAGAACGCUCCAGUUACCCUCUGUCAGACAUCAGUUCCUGCUAGCUCCAGCUUUGUUGUGCAUUUGGCUAAAACACAACAUGCUGUGAUGUCAACCUUCAACCUUUAAGCCAAUGUGAUCAAAAAGUAUUUAAAGUACUCAUAAAAGAUGAAAUCUGGAUGUAGGCCAUCAAUAGUUUGAGAUUGUUGGUCACCAGGUUGCAUGUUUGUGGGUCAGACCGACAUGAUGCUACCUUUAUAUGGUUAAAGCCCUUCACUAAAAGGUGAUAAACAUGCAGAUAUUUAGCAUGUUAGCACACUGUUUUAACAUUCAUCUCAAGUUGAGGCUGCUGGGAAUUCACUGUUUACUAACUGAAAUGUUGGUCAGUUAAAACCUGUUAGUGACACUAGAUAAAAUUCAGAAUCACAGGAUAUGUCACAGACUGACUGAUGCAGAAUGCAACAUCAGACAUUUUAAAUGAUGUGCAUUAAUAAACAUAAAGGGAACAGUCUGCUGGAGACAGCCUUGACUCCAGAUUUGUGUUGUCCUUGUUGUAAAAACGAGACCUUUUAGUGUUAAAUCAUCGGACGCCUGAUAAAGUGAAAUAAAUAGUUUCUGGAGCUUGUCCUCGUUUCAGUCGGCUCACAGGUCAGCACUGACGAGUCUUCUACAUGUGACUCGUCCUCACUGACGGUGAUCAAAUGCAGAAGGUGGUUCAGACAUUCAGCGCCGGACUGUUGUUGUGCAGUAAGUGAUGAACUCUGUGAAAAACUCUACACAUGUAAAGGCUUUUUGUCUGAAUGAAUGAAGUCAAUUCCUGUUGUGAAGUCUUUUUUAAAAAGAGAAUAAUAUAAUCUACUGACAACAU
Molecule: messenger RNA, 4298 nt
Organism: Stegastes partitus (bicolor damselfish)
Lineage: Eukaryota; Metazoa; Chordata; Actinopteri; Pomacentridae
Gene: gmppb
Product: GDP-mannose pyrophosphorylase B
Exons: 10
Coding region: 146-1228 (360 amino acids)
Biological process (GO): GDP-mannose biosynthetic process
Molecular function (GO): mannose-1-phosphate guanylyltransferase (GTP) activity; GTP binding
Source: RefSeq, a predicted model, not a curated record